Messenger RNA from Sebastes umbrosus (honeycomb rockfish), 1086 nucleotides. Its product is annotated as translation initiation factor IF-2-like. NCBI's taxonomy places the organism in Eukaryota, Metazoa, Chordata, Actinopteri, Perciformes, Sebastidae. The record is from RefSeq and is a predicted model, not a curated record. The annotation marks the transcript as partial. Gene Ontology annotation, biological process: signal transduction. The transcript has a single exon.
CUUCCUGUUUGUCCUCCGUCAGACCUGUCGGACGCCAUCCUUCACUCGAUGCAGCGUAGCCGGCGCCUUGUCUUCGUCCUAAGCCCCAACUUCCUGGCAGAAAAGAGCUUCAGCCUCCUGGAGUGUCGUCUGGGUCUGUACCUCCAACAUGGCCACCGGGCCUCCGUCGUUGCCGUAGUUUACCGCUCCAUCAGUAAAUUGCCCUACGUGGAGGUGGCUCAGCUCCGGCAGGCCGCCGCCACCACCGUGACGUGGCGAGGGAGUCAGUCCGAACCACGGCGAUCACGCUUCUGGCUGAGACUGAGGCUGGCGCUGCCCGUCCGGCCGCUCGCUAUGGGCCGAAGGUUGAUCGACAGCACGUCGUCUCACUCGGACCUGGCCGCCAUGGCGCUUCAGAGAGUUCAACGGAUCCACAAGCAGAAAGACGGAGCCAAUCAGAGCCGCAGAACCAGGCGGGCGCCACCCAGAGGGCGGGGCAGAGUGAAGAGGGGGGGGUGGUCACAGCACAGCACCAGCUGCUCGGGGUGCGCCGGGUUUACUGGUCAGGUGGAGGACAUAGGGGCGGGGCUAACAGGAGAGAUGCAGCAGGUGUCACAUGACACGACUGAGAUUCAGUCGGACCCGGUACCUGAAACAGACCCCGCCCCAACGCCAGACUCCAGCAAUGACCCCGCCCCAACACCAGACUCCAGCCAUGACCCCGCCCCGACGGCAGACUCCACCAAUGACCCCGCCCCGACGCCAGACUCCAGCCAUGACCCCGCCCCAACGCCAGACUCCAGCCAUGACCCCGCCCCGACGGCAGACUCCACCAAUGACCCCGCCCCGACGCCAGACUCCACCCAUGACCCCGCCCCGACGACAGACUCCACCCAUGACCCCGCCCCAACGCCAAACUCCACCAAUGACCCCGUCCCGACGCCAGACUCCACCCAUGACCCCGCCCCUCACCUGGCCUCAGACCCCGCCCCUGACUCCGCCCUCCCCACCUGCCUGCAGAUGAUUGGAACAGGGGAGGGGCUUGUUGUUAAAGGCUCCGCCCCGACUCUGGAACCCAGCGGAGCCUUUGGUUCAGACUGUAAGUGA